Messenger RNA from Caenorhabditis briggsae, 1896 nucleotides. The transcript is spliced from 20 exons. NCBI's taxonomy places the organism in Eukaryota, Metazoa, Nematoda, Chromadorea, Rhabditida, Rhabditidae. The record is from RefSeq and is a predicted model, not a curated record. The coding region runs from base 1 to 1896 and encodes 631 amino acids.
AUGCCUCGAAAAUCAACAAAGAAGACAACGGAGGAGCAGCAGCAAUCUCAAACUAAUGGGAACCACGUUGAUCCAGGAAACGCGUUACAACCAGUUGAGGAACCUCAACAACAACAUCUUCCAUUGUGCCCUCAAACUGGAAUGAAUUUUGGAAUGAAUGGAAUGUUCCGUAUGAAUCAGUACCACUGGAAUCCUCACUUUUCUCUUCUGUUAACUCCGAAUUUUCCUUAUCAUUAUUUUAGCACAAAUAUGUUUGGAUUCGGAGGAUUUCAAAUGGGAGGAACCAACUUCGGCGCUGUUCAACCAAGUCUUUUCCAGCAAAACCAACAUCUUGUGCAGCAUCAGAUGAAAAGUAUUUUUACAAAUUAUUACAUUCAGUACAUGAUGAACUACAACUCAAUGAUGGCACAAAACAUUUCAAUGCAGUUAUCGCAAACUCCGUUUGUUCCAGCUCUUGUACCAGAAGCAAAUUCUAAGCGAAAUCACAAUGAAGAUGAAAGCACUAUUGCUCCCGAAAAGAAGAGAAAUAAGAAAACCAACAAAUCUGACGAAUCGCUGCCAAUUGUAGAAAUGCAAGCAACCGAAGAAAUUCUAGUUGAUGUCGUAUCACCGGAUAAUGCUUAUCUUGUCAGCAGUCAACCUUUGAGUACCAGUACACAACCCGUAGAAAGAAAGACUAACAAAACUGCUGUACGUCCUCCACAAGAAGGCAUUUCAAUGUCAAUCGAAAAACUGCUUGGACUAAACGUGGACGACGGACCUGCUCCAAAAAAAAAACAUACUUCUGAUACAAAACUGACUAAUGUUUCCCAACAACACGAUAUCAUCGCUUCAAAAUCACCGCCGAACGUGGUUGAUUGCUCUACGGGAAACGAUGUGAAAGCUGUUGAAAACAAAAACAAGCCUGAAACAAAACUAACUGAUGUCAGCCAACAAACCGGGAGCACCGCUUCAACAGCACCUUCUCGAAUUGCGGGGAGCUCUUUAGGAAACAAUGUGAAAGCAGUCGGAAACACUCAAGAAUCAAAAAUAUCUGAUGUUUGCCCACAAAACAAUACCGUCACUUCAAAAUCACCUCCGGAUGUGGUUGAGAGUUCUUCGGAGAACGAUGCAAAACUCGUCAAAAACACUAAAGAACAAAAAAUGGAUGUAUGCCAACAAGCCGGUGACAACGGUUCAACAUCACCGCCGGAUGUGGUCGAGAGCUCUUCGGAGAACGAUGCAAAACUCGUCGAAAACACCCUAGAAUCGGAAACUACUGUUAGCCAACAAAACAACAUCAACGCUUCAACAUCACCUCCGCAUGUGGUUGAGAGCUCUUUAGGAACAAAUGUGAAAGCCUUAGAAAAUACUCAAGAACCAAAACCGGAUGCUCCUCAACAAAACAGUAUCCCAGCACCGGCGGUUUUGAUUGAGAUCACAUUUACUCUUGAAGAUGAAACAGAGCUACGUACCUUACACGGCCAGUACCUGAAACAACCGAGGUGUUCUAGAACUCGAGAACUGUUAUUUGAAGAAUGGGCGCAAAGAAUAGUGGAAGGCGAGAAGGAUGAUAUCAAAAUGAAAAAAGCAUUGGCACUCUCAAGGUCCAUCAUUCGGAGUCGUACCCAACACCUAAAGACUAAUUCUGAUACAAACAAACCAACCGAGAAUGAAAUUGGAGGAGUGAAAAGAAAAUUGGAAGCCGACCCUACUGGAAAUCUAGCUCUGAAAACGGCUCGAAAAGAACAAACCGAGUGUACACAGACAAAUGCAAAAGCUCAACCAAAUGGAGCUAUCAACGAAGGAAACCAAGUUCCUCCCCAAGAACCUCAGGUUCCAGAUGACAAGGAUUCUGAAGAAAAAGAGCCUAUUCAACAUGCUGAAAACGAUGAUGCAAAAAAUCAAAAACUGUAG